Messenger RNA from Colletotrichum navitas, 371 nucleotides. RefSeq lists its product as uncharacterized. Lineage: Eukaryota; Fungi; Ascomycota; Sordariomycetes; Glomerellales; Glomerellaceae. The coding region runs from base 102 to 365 and encodes 87 amino acids. The transcript has a single exon. The record is from RefSeq and is a predicted model, not a curated record.
CCUCGCUCAAAUCUCAGGAGAUAUGGGCCGUGCUCGGCGCAUAGCAAGCAGAACCCAAAAGAGAGUAGAGGACCGGGCUUUUGACUGGACCGGUGCUUUUCAUGCGGGUGUCGCUAUUCCCGAUAUGGAUUAGCGCUAUCAUCGGGUACCUUGCAGCGUCAAAAGCCCCAGAUGUGCAUCAUCCGCCGCCAAUCGCUGGAACAAGAGUAGGAUCCUCUGCAGUCGCCCCACCGGCUUGGCCAUCUGACGAACCAUCGAACGCCGUUUCAGGUGGCUUCCAAACGCUGAUUCGCCCAUUUAUCCGAGCCUCUUUCUUCCCCUUCUUAUUCUUCUUCUUCCUUCCCUUCCCCGGGCUCAGUGUUUAAACGUAG